This is a messenger RNA of Sparassis crispa, 1641 nucleotides long. Its product is annotated as Serine/threonine-protein kinase gad8. The transcript has 11 exons. Gene Ontology annotation, molecular function: protein serine/threonine kinase activity; ATP binding. Lineage: Eukaryota; Fungi; Basidiomycota; Agaricomycetes; Polyporales; Sparassidaceae. The coding region runs from base 1 to 1641 and encodes 546 amino acids. Gene Ontology annotation, biological process: protein phosphorylation. The record is from RefSeq and is a predicted model, not a curated record.
AUGUCCUGGAAGCUCGGUUCAAAGAAGUCGUCGAAAGACAGCAAGGACAACGGGGUUAUCUCCCGCUCUGUCACGCCAAUACCCUCCCGCUCGGUGACGCCAAAGCCCCCCGAUGCCCUAGACAGCAACUUUCGCUCGGGUAUGCUCACCGUGCGCAUUUUCUCUGGACGCGGACUAUCCCUUCCAGCUGGCGUACAAACGCCCGAUGUUAUCCAAGCCGCUCUCGAAAACUCUCCGGCUCGCAGAUCAACUGGGCAGCGCGAAAGCAUGCAGCGGAGGCGAUUCUGGUGGUUGCCAUACGUCGUACUUGAGUUCGACAAAAACGAGGUCCUGAUUGAUGCGCUCGGCGGGGAUCUGUCCAAGCCUGAAUGGAGAUACAGAGUUGAUUUCGACGUCUCGCGUAUGUCCAAUAUCUCCGUCUCGGCAUAUCUACGCACUGCCCAAUGCGUGCAGGGCCGAGAUGAUAUGGGUAAUGACUUGCUGAUGGCCCGCGUGGAUCUCACACCCAUUCUGGACAGACAUCACUCUUCAGAUCAAUGGUACGAAGCAACGGCGGGCUCCGGUUCUUUUCACCUCAAGAUCGACUUCAAACCCGCACGUCACGAGUCGCUCACAAUUGAGCAAUUCGACUUGCUCAAGGUCAUCGGGAAGGGGAGCUUCGGCAAGGUGAUGCAGGUCAGGAAAAAGGACACGCAGCGGAUAUAUGCCCUCAAGACGAUUCGCAAGGCAAACAUCGCCUCGCGGCCAGGUGAGAUCACGCAUAUCCUCGCGGAGCGCACUGUCCUUGCCCUCGUCAACAACCCCUUCAUCGUCCCCCUCAAAUUUUCCUUUCAAACGCCCGACAAGUUAUACCUGGUGAUGUCUUUUGUCAAUGGCGGGGAGCUCUUCUAUCACCUGCAACGCGAGGGUAAGUUCGAUGAAGGGCGCAGCCGGUUCUACGCCGCGGAGCUGCUAUGUGCACUUGAACAUCUGCACGGUUUCAACGUUGUAUACAGGGAUCUGAAGCCAGAGAACAUCUUGUUGGAUUAUACUGGGCAUAUCGCUCUGUGUGACUUCGGUCUCUGCAAGCUGAAUAUGUCAGAAACCGAGAAGACAAAUACCUUCUGCGGUACACCAGAGUAUAUCGCUCCAGAAUUGCUCGAGAACCAGGGGUACACUAAGACGGUCGACUGGUGGACUCUCGGCGUAUUGCUAUACGAGAUGAUGACCGGUUUACCACCAUUCUACGACGAGAACGUCAACACCAUGUACCAGCGCAUUCUGGAGGAUCCGUUACUGUUCCCUCCAGACAUGCCUCCGGAUGCGAAGGACGUGAUUAGAGGCCUACUGCAACGGGAUCCAGCGAGACGCCUGGGAGCCGGCGGCGCGGAGGAGAUCAAGCGCCACCCAUUCUUCUCAAAGCACAUUGAUUGGUAUCGACUUCUCGCGAGGAAGAUACAGCCACCGUUCAAGCCCAGCGUGGAAUCUGUUCUGGACGUUGCCAACUUCGAUUCAGAGUUCACCGCAGAGGCGCCCCAGGACUCGCACGUCGACGCGACGCCGCUCUCGGAGACCGUGCAGGACCAGUUCCGGGGGUUCACGUACAACCCUGGGAACGAGUACCUGAGCGAGAGCGUCAGCUACCCUAGCGUGAUGGGCUAA